This is a messenger RNA of Salarias fasciatus (jewelled blenny), 3244 nucleotides long. It is a transcript of the gene cyth1a, whose product is annotated as cytohesin 1a. The transcript has 13 exons. Gene Ontology annotation, molecular function: guanyl-nucleotide exchange factor activity. Gene Ontology annotation, biological process: regulation of ARF protein signal transduction. Bases 212 to 1411 code for a protein of 399 amino acids. NCBI's taxonomy places the organism in Eukaryota, Metazoa, Chordata, Actinopteri, Blenniiformes, Blenniidae. The record is from RefSeq and is a predicted model, not a curated record.
UGGUUGGUGGAAGUCCGCUCCGCUCUCACCACUCCCUGGAGCUGUCGACACGAACUGCGCUCAUUUACCGAGGAUACGGCUCCGCUGGGGAUUUCUUUACUCGUAUUGAGGGGAAAAAAAGUUCAGAGAAGUCGAUAAAUUUAUCCGUUUUGUUUGUGUUUAUUCCGAGUUUGUACUCUUGAAAGUUUUAUUAGUCGAGGAGAAAGACAGCAUGGUGCUCAAAUCGGAAGACGGAGUCGUGCCAGACGACCUCACCCCGGAGGAGCAGCAGGAGCUGGAAAAUAUCCGCCGGCGCAAGCAGGAGCUGCUGGAGGACAUUCAGCGGCUGAAGGAUGAGAUAGCAGAGGUGACCACUGAGAUCGAGAACCUGGGUUCCACCGAGGAGAGGAAAAAUAUGCAGAGGAAUAAACAGGUGGCGAUGGGCCGGAAGAAGUUUAACAUGGACCCCAAAAAGGGAAUCGGAUUCCUGAUCGAGAAUGACCUGCUGAAGAACACCAGCGACGACAUCGCUCAGUUCCUCUACAAAGGCGAGGGGCUCAACAAAACGGCCAUCGGAGAUUACCUCGGAGAGAGAGAUGAUUUCAAUAUCCAAGUCCUCCAUGCGUUUGUGGAGCUUCACGAGUUUACGGACCUCAACUUGGUCCAGGCCCUCAGACAGUUCCUAUGGAGUUUUCGGCUGCCGGGAGAAGCCCAGAAGAUCGACCGCAUGAUGGAGGCCUUCGCUCAGCGCUACUGCCAAUGCAACCCCGGUGUUUUCCAGUCCACAGACACCUGUUACAUCCUGUCGUUUGCCAUCAUCAUGCUCAACACCAGCCUCCACAAUCCAAACGUGAAGGACAAGCCCUCGGUGGAGCGCUUCAUCUCCAUGAACAGAGGCAUAAAUGAUGGAGGAGAUUUACCUGAAGACCUGCUCAGGAAUCUGUACGAGAGCAUCAAGAACGAGCCCUUUAAAAUUCCCGAGGACGACGGCAACGACCUCACACACACCUUCUUCAACCCAGACAGAGAGGGCUGGCUGCUAAAGCUGGGAGGGGGAAGAGUUAAGACCUGGAAGAGGAGGUGGUUCAUCCUCACCGAUAACUGUCUGUACUACUUCGAGUACACCACAGACAAAGAGCCGAGAGGAAUCAUCCCACUGGAGAAUCUCAGCAUCAAGGAGGUGGAAGAUAAGAAACCUAACUGCUUCGAGCUUUUCAUCCCUGACAACAAAGACCAGGUGAUCAAAGCCUGCAAGACUGAAGCCGACGGCCGAGUCGUGGAAGGAAACCACACCUUCUACCGAAUCUCUGCCCCGACUGCCGAGGAAAAGGAAGAGUGGAUGAACAGCAUCAAAGCCGCCAUCAGCAGAGACCCCUUUUACGAGAUGCUGGCGGCCCGGAAGAAGAAGGUGUCGUCCAUGAAGAGACACUAGAGCGGCCCGGCUGCCCUCACAUUGCACUUGAGCUGGGGGGGGGCGGGGUCCGGGGGUUUGGGGGUCCUGCUCACCCUCUCUGGGUCGGCGGUGAGGGUCCCAGACCCCUCCUGUGGGAUUCCUCCAGGACACACGCCAGGUCUGACUCUGGGUCGCCACUAGCCAGAAAAACAGGAAGCAUGCUGGGAUUUUUAGAUAAGAGUCGCCCGUGACCCCUUCCCCCCUCCCCCGUCUGAAUGUCUCUCUUUCUCUCUCAGCUUUGUAUGUGCUCUCAGUCUGAGGCCAGAAGGGCCUGAUCGCUGUGUGGAUCAGAAAAAUCCCUUCUGAAGAUGCUUCAAAAACACACAAACACACACACACACACACAUACAACAUGCAUACACUCAUGCAGCCCUCGUCACACACACCGUUUUAACUCAGCAGGUCUGACCGAGUGUGGCACCGACAACCAAAAUACCCCUCACAGUCUGAAAGAAACGCAGAGAGCUUUUCCAGAGGGGCUUCGAGACGUUUUUUGCUCAUUUGUUUCUAUUUUUACAGCUUUUGUCAAUUCCUCUGAAGUUUUUCUUUAGUUCGUUUGUUUGUUUGCUCUUUGAAAAAAAAAGAAAAAGGAAAAACCACAGAAAGUGCAGUGUGAUCUGCCAACUGUUAGCCAUUUUAUAGAAAAAAAUUAAAAUAAAAUAAAGUAAAAAAGGUGUGUUUUUAAAAAGAAGUUGCCACUCAGGAGAUUGUCGUAUUGAUGUGAAAUCAUGGCGGAAGACUUGCAUCUCAUUCACAUGCGGAGGGUGGAAACAGCAGCAGACUGAACCGUUUUUGUAAAUGUGAAAGUGCAGCGAGGGCGUCUGCAGGUCCGGACCGGGUCUCCGACCCUCCGCCGCCCCGGAGGUGCAUCCUGGGUAAUUUUAGCCAUUGUUGAAGAGACCUGAGCUCUGACACGGUUUGCAAUUUUCCCACAAUUCUCUCACCUCAUCUCCACUUCCUCUCACUCAUAUAUAAUGUAAAAUGUUUCAGAGUUCCUCUCCUGCUGCACAGUGCCUGGCGCUCUAGAUGAUAUUUGAUGAGAAAUGCUGCUGGUUAGCGACAGUAAUAUAGACUUUUUCUUUUUUUUUUUUUUUUUUUCCUCGCUAAAGCAUAGAUUUGUUUUUUUUUCUUAUCUUUCACGCACUUGUUCUUUGUAGAAUCGUUUACCUAUUUAAUGAUAAAACAUAUUAGCCUUGGACCCAGCCUCACUGAUCACUGUACAAUACUGCAUGUGUCAUACUCUUUUUAUGUAUAGGACAUAAUUUAUGACAAAUUGUUGUUAAAGGCUUUAAAAGAGCACAAUUAAAAUGUGGAUCGUUGUUCUAAAUUGCCUGGAGAGGAAUGUCUCGUCUCCGUCUCAGGAUCCGUUGUGAUACAGUACAGAACUACUUCUUUCUUGUGCCAGGAAUGUAACGCAGUGAACCAAAAGGCCGAUCCCCGGCGGCUCGGUCCAACCGCAAGAAAUCCGCAACCGAGUACAGUUUAACCAACGCCGAGCGGCCGCUCACCUCUCCGCGUCUCGUCUCCUCCGUGCCUGCUGUCCUUGACCUUUGCCCCCAGGCUCCCCUCCCCUCUGAUCCCCCCCUCCAGCGCACUGCUCUUAGAGGACUACGCAAAAAAUGCAAAACAAUCAUGAAUCUAGACAGUAUUGGUUUAUUUAUCAGAGUUGUACAUAUUUAAAUGUAUAGUGGGUAUUUUGUCCUCAUUUUGUUUCUCAUUAGUUUUCUUUUUAAAAAAUUCUGUUAUGUUUGAUUUCAGGUUUUUAUCAAUGCCAUUUAAUCAAGCUGAAAUAAAGACAGAUUUGUCACAUCA